AUGGUUGUGGUUCAAAUUCCUAAAGAGAAUAGAGAUUUUUCGGAGUGCAUUGAGCAGCUGCUGUGGGUGAACCCAACGAAAUUAGUAACAGAAUUCUCAGAAGCAUGUCGAUCGGAUGCCAUAGUUGACCCCUGUAACGGGGAUUCAAUUUUCCGAGGGGAAAGAAGUAACAUAAGCAGUAAUUGCAUUGUCUGGUGCAUGUGCGAGAGGCAGCUACCAGAAAAGUUCAAUAAAAUAAUAGUUGUCCUGAGCAAGAACAAAGAUGAAAAUGACAUCCAACAAUCGCAACAAAAUCGUUUGCAGCUGGACAGAAGGUUGCAUGAGAGGCCAGAACAAAAUUUGAACCAGCAACAAAAACGACAACCGCGUUUUCAGCAACAACGCCAUCAUCAACAUCUCAUGAAACAAGAUAAAUGUCAACCAAAUUAUCAGCGACAAAAGCAACAUCAUUACGAGAAACAAAUUCAACAAAACCAGCAACAUAAGACACAAAAUCUACUGAAACACCAGAAACGGCAACAACAUCAGGCGCAACAACAACAUAAGAAACAAGGCCGACUUCAACCACAUCGGAACCAACAACCCAACACUCCAGAAAAGGGAGACGAAUAA
Messenger RNA from Helobdella robusta, 612 nucleotides. RefSeq lists its product as hypothetical. Lineage: Eukaryota; Metazoa; Annelida; Clitellata; Rhynchobdellida; Glossiphoniidae. The transcript is spliced from 5 exons. The record is from RefSeq and is a predicted model, not a curated record. The coding region runs from base 1 to 612 and encodes 203 amino acids.